Messenger RNA from Myotis daubentonii (Daubenton's bat), 1850 nucleotides. It is a transcript of the gene GABRA3, whose product is annotated as gamma-aminobutyric acid type A receptor subunit alpha3. NCBI's taxonomy places the organism in Eukaryota, Metazoa, Chordata, Mammalia, Chiroptera, Vespertilionidae. Gene Ontology annotation, cellular component: membrane. Gene Ontology annotation, biological process: gamma-aminobutyric acid signaling pathway; chloride transport; monoatomic ion transmembrane transport. The record is from RefSeq and is a predicted model, not a curated record. Gene Ontology annotation, molecular function: extracellular ligand-gated monoatomic ion channel activity; GABA-A receptor activity.
UCGUGAGCGCGGCAAGCCAGCAAGCAAACCAGUGAGACAGAGGAGAGAGGGACCAGGAUAGAGACCCAGAGAAAGAGAAGAGGAAGCUGAGCUCUGUGGGGGCUCAACCUCUAACUUGUUUCAGUUCAUUCAUCCUUUUCUUCUGUCCACUUCAGGAAGUGACUGUGGCGCUUGGACUCUCCAAGUUGGUGCCUAAGAAGAUGAUAAUCAAAAAAAUGAGUUACUUCUACAUGACCAGCUUUGGGCUUCUCUUCCUGAUGAAUAUUCCCCCUGAAACAACUGGCCAAGGGGAAUCAAGACGACAAGAGCCUGGGGAUUUUGUGAAGCAGGAUAUUGGCGGACUCUCUCCCAAACAUGCCCCAGAUAUUCCCGAUGACAGCACUGAAAACAUCACUAUCUUCACCAGAAUCUUGGACCGUCUUCUGGAUGGCUAUGACAAUCGGCUGCGACCUGGUCUUGGAGAUGCAGUGACUGAAGUGAAGACUGAUAUCUACGUGACCAGUUUUGGCCCUGUGUCAGAUACUGACAUGGAGUACACCAUUGACGUAUUUUUUCGACAGACAUGGCAUGAUGAAAGACUGAAAUUUGAUGGACCGAUGAAGGUCCUUCCACUGAACAAUCUUCUGGCUAGUAAGAUCUGGACCCCUGACACCUUCUUUCACAAUGGGAAGAAAUCGGUGGCCCAUAACAUGACCACACCUAACAAGUUGCUCAGACUGAUAGACAAUGGAACCCUCCUCUACACAAUGAGGUUAACAAUUCAUGCUGAGUGUCCCAUGCAUUUGGAAGAUUUUCCCAUGGAUGUGCAUGCCUGCCCACUGAAGUUUGGAAGCUAUGCCUAUACAAAAGCUGAAGUGGUUUAUUCUUGGACCCUUGGGAAGAACAAAUCUGUGGAAGUAGCACAGGACGGUUCUCGCCUGAAUCAAUAUGACCUGCUGGGCCAUGUUGUUGGGACAGAUAUAAUCCGCUCUAGUACAGGAGAAUAUGUUGUCAUGACAACCCACUUCCACCUCAAGAGAAAAAUUGGCUACUUUGUGAUCCAGACCUACUUGCCAUGCAUUAUGACUGUCAUUCUGUCACAAGUGUCUUUCUGGCUGAACAGAGAGUCUGUUCCGGCUCGCACAGUCUUUGGUGUCACCACUGUUCUCACCAUGACCACCCUGAGUAUCAGUGCCAGAAACUCCUUACCUAAAGUGGCAUAUGCGACGGCCAUGGACUGGUUCAUAGCCGUCUGUUAUGCCUUUGUAUUUUCUGCGCUGAUCGAAUUUGCCACUGUCAACUACUUCACCAAGAGGAGUUGGGCUUGGGAAGGCAAGAAGGUGCCAGAGGCCCUGGAGAUGAAGAAGAAAACACCAGCAGCUCCGACAAAGAAAACAGGCACCACCUUCAACAUCGUGGGGACCACCUAUCCCAUCAAUCUGGCUAAGGACACUGAGUUCUCCACCAUCUCCCAGGGUGCUGCUCCCAGUGCCCCCUCAACACCAACUACCAUUGCUUCACCGAAGACCACCUACGUGCCGGACAUCCCAACUGAAACCAAGACCUACAAUAGUGUCAGCAAGGUUGACAAAAUUUCCCGCAUCGUCUUUCCUGUGCUCUUUGCCAUUUUCAAUCUGGUCUAUUGGGCCACAUAUGUCAACCGGGAGUCAGCUAUUAAGGGCAUGAUUCGCAAACAGUAGAUAGUGGCAGCACAGCAACCAGAGUACAGUAUACCCUAGGAAGCAUCCAAGCACCUAAACCCUGGGGCUCCCCUUCAUGUGUUUCAGGAUUCUUCUUGUUAACCCUCUACCAAGCUAUUACUCUCAAUUCAUAUUUAUGAACCUCAAUGAAGAAAAAAAGCAACAGAAAAA